Aspergillus fischeri NRRL 181 is the source of this 945-nucleotide messenger RNA. RefSeq lists its product as uncharacterized. Gene Ontology annotation, biological process: transmembrane transport; carbohydrate transport. The record is from RefSeq and is a predicted model, not a curated record. The transcript has 4 exons. Bases 1 to 945 code for a protein of 314 amino acids. Gene Ontology annotation, molecular function: carbohydrate:proton symporter activity. Lineage: Eukaryota; Fungi; Ascomycota; Eurotiomycetes; Eurotiales; Aspergillaceae. Gene Ontology annotation, cellular component: membrane.
AUGGGUGACAAGACCAGUCCAAGACGUUUCGAGCCAAGAGGUGUCGCCAAGCAUAUCCCCAAAGAUGGUACCAACGCCCCCCAAGAUAUACAGUAUGUCGAUUUCUUUGAUAAUCCCCAUGGAGUUCGCCAAGGUGCUAUCAACUCUGCUCUCGCCGCAGGGUCGGUUUUCGGCUCCAUCAUAGCUGGUCCCAUGUCAGACUGGAUCGGCCGCAGGGAUUCUAUCAUGUUUGCCUGUCUGUGGUGGUUAGUUGGUACUGCUAUCCAGGCUGGUGUGUCCGGCUUUGAAACGCUGAUGGCUGGCGUAAUGGCUGCCUGCCACUUCGUCGUCGGCGGAGUCCUGUCUUCGAGAACAUACGUCCCAGAAGGCGUAGGCGGCAACCUGAAUGUUCUAAUCCAGGUGACAGGAUCCAAGGCCCACACCGUGAUUGCAUUCUCCUACCUCCUGAUCAUCUUUCAUGCCCUGACCCUGGCGCCCGUUGCCUGGGUCUACGCAGCGGAAGUCUGGUCCUUAGUGACUCGUGCAUCGGGAAUGGUGAGCUUCUUCCUCGUCGACUCAUUUCGAGACUCCACUGAUAUGCUGAAUUGCGUAGUCUAUCGCUGCUGCCGGCAACUGGCUGUUCAACUUCGCCCUCGGCCUUCUCGUGCCCCCUGGCUUCGCCAACAUCACAUGAAGACUGUUCAUCGUAUUCGGCGUCCUCUGCAUCGAGCCGCGAGCCAGGUGUUCUUUACCUACCCGGAGACCUGUGGCAAGACCCUCGAAGAAGUGGAGGAGAUGUUUAGCAAGAACGGACCAAAGCCAUGGCAUACCAAGCCCGACCACUCGAUGCUGGACCACCCGAUCGAAGAGGCUCGCGAAAAGGGUCUGCACGUCAAGGAUGUUGGCAUCAAGGCCGAGACGGUGGAGAAUGUCGAAAAGACAAAGGCCGCGGAGGCGGAUGUCUAG